CGUGGGCGUGCGUAAGCUUUUUACUCGCGUAGAAUCGGGAACGAGGAAGUAAAAAAAACGAGCGAGGAAAAGUGAAGCAGAAAACUGGAGUCUGAGCUCGACUGUCAUUUAGACACUUCUUACCUCGCCGUCACUUUACUCGGAUACCACGAUGGCUAAAGCAGACAUCGCACUGAUUGGUCUGGCUGUCAUGGGCCAGAACCUCAUCAUGAACAUGAACGAUCAUGGCUUUGUGGUCUGUGCGUACAACCGAACCGUGUCCAAGGUGCACGACUUCCUGCAGAAUGAGGCAAAGGGCUCCAAGGUGAUCGGAGCUGAGUCUCUGGAGGACAUGGUGUCUAAGCUGAAGAAGCCCAGGAGGAUCAUCCUGCUGGUCAAGGCUGGGCAGGCUGUGGACGACUUCAUUGACAAACUGGUUCCUCUUCUAGAAGCUGGGGACAUCAUCAUCGACGGCGGCAACUCUGAAUACAGAGACACAACACGUCGGUGUAAGAGUCUGAAAGAGAAGGGCUUGCUGUUUGUUGGGAGCGGAGUGAGUGGUGGAGAGGAGGGAGCACGCUACGGACCCUCACUCAUGCCAGGAGGACAUAAAGAGGCCUGGCCGCACAUUAAAGACAUCUUCCAGAGCAUCGCUGCCAAGGUUGGAACAGGAGAGGCGUGUUGUGACUGGGUUGGAGAUGAAGGUGCAGGUCAUUUUGUAAAAAUGGUCCAUAAUGGCAUCGAGUAUGGAGACAUGCAGCUGAUCUGUGAGGCCUACCACCUAAUGAAGGAUGUUCUGGGGAUGGACCACGAUGAGAUGGCACAGGCUUUUGAUAGCUGGAACAAGACGGAGCUGGACUCCUUCCUGAUUGAGAUCACAGCCAACAUCCUUAAAUACAGAGACACCGAUGGCGCACAUCUGCUGCCCAAAAUCCGGGACAGCGCUGGACAGAAAGGCACGGGGAAGUGGACGGCCAUUUCCGCCCUGGAGUACGGCACGCCCGUCACUUUGAUUGGGGAGGCCGUCUUCGCCAGAUGCUUGUCGUCUUUGAAGGAUGAGAGGGUUCAGGCCAGCCGCAGCCUCUCAGGACCGCAGGGGGUCAAAUUCAGCGGCAACAAGGCUACGUUUCUGGAGGACAUCAGAAAGGCCCUCUAUGCCUCCAAGAUCAUUUCCUACGCUCAGGGCUUCAUGCUGCUGCGGCAAGCGGCCAUAGAGUUCGGCUGGUCGCUUAACUACGGCGCGAUCGCUCUGAUGUGGAGAGGAGGGUGCAUCAUCAGAAGCGUUUUCUUGGGUAAAAUCAAAGAAGCGUUCGACAGAGACGCUGAGCUGCAGAACUUGUUGCUGGACAAUUUCUUCUGUGAUGCUGUGCAAGACUGUCAGGAGUCCUGGCGCAGAACGGUUGGUGUGGGAGUGCAGCACGGCAUCCCGAUGCCCUGCUUCACCACAGCUCUGUCCUUCUACGACGGUUACAGACACGACAUGCUUCCUGCCAACCUGCUGCAGGCCCAGAGGGACUAUUUUGGUGCUCACACAUACGAGCUGCUAACUAAACCCGGACAUUUCAUCCACACCAACUGGACGGGCCAUGGUGGAAACGUCUCCUCUUCCUCCUACAACGCUUAAUCUUUACAUCACUCCUAAACACAAAUGAGAUGGAAAAUCAAGGUGGUGUUUUCUGCAGAAGACAUGCUACACGUUCCACCUUAAGACCCGGACAAUAGAAUAACUUCAUCCAGCUUUUGACAUCAGAGACUUGUCGUUUUAUUUAUAAAGUGUGACCAGAGAUUACAUGCAGUUUCAAGUCUUUUCUGAAGUAGCAAGUCAGUAGAGAGGCUGUGACUCAGGUGGACAUUAGUCUAAAUCACCUGUUGUUGGGCUGAGUGUUCAGAGUAAACACUGGAUUAAGGUGAACACUGCACCCUGCUUUAACAAGCUAAAUAAAGAUUUGAAUCCCUUCAUAA
This is a messenger RNA of Nothobranchius furzeri (turquoise killifish), 1941 nucleotides long. It is a transcript of the gene pgd, whose product is annotated as phosphogluconate dehydrogenase. Gene Ontology annotation, biological process: pentose-phosphate shunt, oxidative branch; pentose-phosphate shunt. Gene Ontology annotation, cellular component: cytosol. The record is from RefSeq and is a predicted model, not a curated record. Gene Ontology annotation, molecular function: NADP binding; phosphogluconate dehydrogenase (decarboxylating) activity. Lineage: Eukaryota; Metazoa; Chordata; Actinopteri; Cyprinodontiformes; Nothobranchiidae.